GCGAAGCACAUAUUGCACAAGCAUUGGGGGCGAGAGCUGUGUCUUGUGUUGUCAUGACUGUUGGUAAGCGAGGUUGGGAAUGAGGAUCAUACGCCCGGCGGUACAGGAUUUGGGGCGGAUAGGGGGCUUUUGACAGUCACUUAGGUAGGAAUAUUGAAGAGAAUAACACUAGCAUUAUGACGAAUAUGCCAUAUUGUCUGUGUAUGCCAGACUUAUAAUAAUAAUUAUUAUUCUAUUGCUAUGAGAUCAGCAGAGUAAGCCACUCGAUGUUGUUCUCUGAAGGAAUAUGGCGGCGCCCAUGACGUCAAGUGCUGAGCAAGUACAAAAGAGGUGUAAACAACCCGACUUGUGUGCUUAAACAGCCCCCUAUCUAUCUAGUAUCUGCAUGUUAUAUCCCUAGUUAAACGCUAUAUCCUCAGUAGGAUGGACGAUUGGCACCGCAAUACCCGCAUGAUGCACUAUCUUGGCGAAUUCCUCGACCUCGACCCGAGCAAGUUCCAUCACAUUGAGGAGUUUGUCUCUCUUAUCGAAGCCAUCCGAGAGGGCUUAAUUCAGAUCGACGAAGAUCUGUAUAUUCCAGAUGACCAGAUUAACCUGUUCUUCCUCUCUAAUCUGCGGUCUCGCGCAGAAUGGCACGACUGGGCGACCGCGAUGAUGCGCGACAAGCGAGUCAAUCGCACCGGCAACAUCUCUGACACUGCUAAGCGAAUGCCGUUCUCGGAAUUAGGCAAGAAAGCAAUCUCCUAUGAGAGCUCGGUUCAACGCAAACCAGCGCCACGAGCCGUGACGUUUGCUCCAGAGCCAGGGACCCAUCAGAACAUCACAGAAGGAAACCCGCAGGCAAAGGUCGAGAUGCCCACACAAGACGAGAUCAAUGCAUUUGUCGUUCGAAGAAUGGAUCCAAAUGGAGGUAGUAGUACGAAGGGAGACCAUCAAGGUAGCAGACAUAGGAAGAAACCGAGUCAGGAGGAAAUCAACGAUUUUGUGAUGCAGCAGAUGCAGCAGGAGCAGCGAAAGAAAGAGCAUAAAAUACCCUGCAAAAGUCUCAGCCAGCCUGAUAUGAGAAGAGCCACCCGGUGUGCUUACUGUGGCGAGCCAAUGCAUCGCUCGAGACUUUGCUGGCGGCGUUGCAGGGCAGCUGCAGAGGAGGUGUAAACAAGACCCUAAGAAAUGCAUAUUUAUUGACAGUU
Penicilliopsis zonata CBS 506.65 is the source of this 1190-nucleotide messenger RNA. RefSeq lists its product as hypothetical. Lineage: Eukaryota; Fungi; Ascomycota; Eurotiomycetes; Eurotiales; Aspergillaceae. The coding region runs from base 424 to 1155 and encodes 243 amino acids. The transcript has a single exon. The record is from RefSeq and is a predicted model, not a curated record.